Eupeodes corollae is the source of this 7737-nucleotide messenger RNA. It is a transcript of the gene Trf2, whose product is annotated as TATA box-binding protein-like 1. The record is from RefSeq and is a predicted model, not a curated record. Bases 1433 to 3304 code for a protein of 623 amino acids. Lineage: Eukaryota; Metazoa; Arthropoda; Insecta; Diptera; Syrphidae. Gene Ontology annotation, biological process: DNA-templated transcription initiation. The transcript is spliced from 6 exons. Gene Ontology annotation, molecular function: DNA binding; general transcription initiation factor activity.
UUUUCCAAGGAACCCAGUGGAGCUGCGGCGUUUACCCGUAUUCGAUCGCAGCACAAAACAUUCAAUCCACUCAACACAUACACGAACGACGUAUAUCUCGUGCCUUCUGCUUCUGCUUCUCGUCACCGUCGCCGUUGCCUUGCCGCGCCGUGCCCCGUCGUGGUUCUUGUAUCGUACUCGUCGUAGUCGUUGCUGCUUGCUGUAUGCUGUCGCUGUCGUCGUUCACGUUUGUUCGUUUCGUUCGUUCGUUGUUCGUUCGUCUUCUCCUCCGUUCCGUCAUCCGUCGUCGUCGUGUGGUGUGUGCGGGUACAAAAUGGCUGAACACCAACUGCGAUUGAAGUCGUCGUGAAGGAUUUUUCUCAUGUGUCACACACAAGUCAUAAUAGCUCCGCAUAGAAAAUUUAAAAAUUUUCUUUAAAAUUAUUCAUAAAUUCCCAAAUAACGGGAAAAUUCAAUCAAAUAUAAUUAAUCAAACAAAAGUGCAUGCAUUAUAUUAAUUAAAUUACUUUGGACCAAUCGCAAUCGCAUCAAAUCAAAACAACAAAGGUGAAUCUUUAACCAAAAAAAAAAUUAAAAUUUGUGAAAAUUGAAAUUCAGUUCAUCAUAUUUUUGAAAUUAAAAUUGUAAUUUUUAGCUGCUUGUUUUUCUUUUUUUGUCUCUUAUUUAAUAUUCUUAAGCAGUUAUUUGAGAAUUUGAAUUUCUUUUAUUAUUAUUUCCCUUCUCCCCUACUUCUUAAAAAAAAAAUAAAAUAAAAAUCUUAUUAAUAAAAAUUACAAAAUUUUGAAAAUAGUUUCAAAUUAUUUAAAAAAAAAAAAGUAAAAAAAAAUCUGCCCUGUUCUAAUUUUGUGUUUUACUUCUACGACCAACAAAAAGAAAGAAGAAAAAAGUCGCAAAAAAGAAAUAAAAAACUUGAACUUGUGCUUCCCUUGUUCAUCUUCAAGACUGCGCUGCGCUGCGGCGUGUGAAUGUGAAACGCAAAAAAUAAAAACGAAGCGGUGAUAAAAUUGGAGCUAUUUUUUUGUCAAGCAGUGAAACAGCGCAAAGAAGGAAAAUAUGAAAAUAGACUGUGUUUCAAAAAACAAAAUUAUAUUACUAAAAAACGUAACAAAAUACAACAAAUUUGUAUUGGAAUGAAAUUCAACUGAAACAUGAUGCAUACAAAAGAACACACAUAGGAGCCUUACAAAAGAAGAAACAGCACUUUCGUUUGAAUUUUAUCUAAAAGCACUGCUUUAUAGAAAUUAAAAAAAUUAAAACAUUAAAACAAAACUGAACAAAAAGAAAAUAACAGGAGGAGAAGAACAAACAACUUUAAAUCAAAUUUAAUCAUCUAGAGAUAUUUGCAUAUCAGAAAACGUCAAAUCAAUUAAUAAUAAACAAAACAAACAAAAAACAAAAUAAAUAAGAAAAUUAGGCAAGUCUCGGAAUCUUUAUGAAAUCCCAACUAAAAAGCAAUCAAGAGAUAUCAAAAUCAAACCAUCGAGAAACAGAAGGAAGCCAAAAUAAAGCAAUUUUAAUGUAUAUUAGUAACAACAGUGGCAUGGCUACCUUGUUACAACAAAAGAACUGUAUGAAAACUCUCACAAAUGGCGGUGGUGUCUCCUCAAAUGCAACCAAUAGCAAUGUAUCAUCAUCAGGCGGAUCCACCGCCAACGGUCCAUCAGGAGGAAUCAACACAAAUGGUGCCAAUACCAUAGUCACACAUCAUCAUAUCCAUAAUCAUCAUUUAGGGAGCGUUGUUAAUGCAACACAACAGACCCGAAUGUUGAGGCCGCACGAAAUGGUUAGUAUACCGAUUGGCAGCAUUGUAUCAACAGUUGGCAGCGGUAACGGCAAUAGCGGCUCAACACAGGGUGCUUUACUCGUCACUGGAUAUCAAACGACAUCUCAUCUUCAUAAUAAUAAUAAUCAUCAUCAUCAUCAUAGUCAGCCAUUGACCGACCUGAGUGUAUUCAGCAACAGUAGUCAACAUAAAAGCAACACAAUGUUUAGCCAUAAUAAUCAGCAGCAACAUUACAAUGUCUCAGCCACAGCAGCAACAACAACAGCAUCAGGAACCACCACACAAACUCGAUACUUCUCACAAUUUAGCAAUAAUCAUCAUCAGCAACAGCAGCAGCAGCAGCAUGAGCUGAACAGCAUUCUCUAUCCAGUAUCGACGACGUCCUCUGGCACAAACACCGUCAAUAGAAUCGUCUCCACAAAUCACCAUUCAGCAUCUUCACCCGCCGCCGCCACUAAUAGGAACUCGAACCUUCAUUCGAAUGCAUACACAAUUGUGAAGCAAGAGCUUCAUCCACCGAACUCUAAUCAGCUUCCUCACCUGCAAAUAAAUCAGCCUGCUAUUAAAACUGAGCCGCAAUUCGAUGAACGGGUCAAUGGUGAUAAGGAGCAGCAAAAUUUAAUACCAAAUGGUAAUCCUUCCACCCCCAACGGAAACGCAACUGAAGAACUUGACGCCGCCGCUGCUCCAACUCCUGCUGUGGUAGAGGAAGCAGAGCCGGAGCCAGAAAUUGAUAUAGUUAUAAACAAUGUUGUGUGCUCCUUUAGUGUGCGAUGCCACUUGAAUUUGCGUGAGAUUGCGUUGCAAGGUUUCAAUGUGGAAUUUCGACGUGAGAACGGUAUGGUUACUAUGAAAUUGAGGCGUCCAUAUACAACGGCUUCAAUCUGGUCAUCGGGACGUAUAACAUGUACUGGUGCUACAUCCGAGGAUCAGGCUAAAAUUGCGGCUCGCCGCUACGCACGUUGCCUUCAGAAAUUGGGAUUUAGGGUACGCUUUAAUAAUUUCCGUGUUGUAAAUGUUUUGGGCACGUGUAGUAUGCCAUUUGCCAUUAAGAUUGUCAACUUCUCGGAAAAAUACAAGAAGGAAGCUAGCUAUGAACCAGAGUUGCAUCCUGGUGUUACAUACAAGUUACGAUACCCUAAGGCCACAUUGAAGAUCUUUUCAACUGGAAGCAUUACUGUCACUGCUGCCAGUGUGGCAAAUGUACAAGCUGCCGUAGAACACAUCUUUCCUCUGGUUUAUGAGUUCCGUAAGAAACGAUCUCCCGAAGAACUGGAAACACUGAGACUUAAACAACUGCAUAACCAAGUUGAACUAGCAGAUGUUGAAGAAACUGUUGUACAUUCCCCGCCUUCUGCAAAAAGAAAACGAAGAAAAGUCGACACCGAUGGUCAGGAAGAAGAUGUCGAUGAUCCAACCAUAACAGACCCCAAUGCCACAGAUGAUAUUAUAAUGGUAUCUGAGUUUGAUGAUCCAGAAGAUUUGAUUGAAGGUCCCGACGAUGAAGAUGAUGAUUUGUAAGAGUUCUAAAUAUCAUUUUCUGCGCCAAUGUGGCUUGCAUUGCAAUUAUCACUACAAAACAAAAGAAAACACCAACCACCAACAAAACUUCCUUACUCUCAAUUUUAUAAUAUUAACAAAUUAUAAAAAAAAAGAUGCAAUUAAAUAUCAAAAUAAACCACAAACAAUAAGACGAUAACAUAACAUCUUACCAGCAAACAAAAUAGAGGGGAAUAUUUGAUUGUUUUUUGCUUUUAUAAUAAUCUUUAAAACAAAAAUAUGUCACAACGACAUAUUGGAACAAGGAACUUAAUAGGGAAUCAACAACUAUUUUCAAUUUUGAGAUAAAUAAUGUAACUGACAUAAACAAAAAGAAAACAAAAACAAAACGUACAUUUAUAUACAUUUAGAGGAUUUUAAUGAUUUUAGCAAGAAAGAAAGAAAACAAAAAAAAAAAACAUAAAAAGCUAUUCGUGCUUUAAAACAACAUAAACAAUGACUUAUGUCUUCAUAUAAAAAUUUCCUGCUAUUUGCCAAAAAUAUAAAACAUAAUUAGAUGGUAGCAUUUCGUUGCUGAUAUCGUGGAGCUACAAAUAUUAACUUUAAGAUUUCGGCGAGCUUUGCUUUUAUAUCAAAAUAAUUUAAAAAAACAAAAAUGAAAACAAAACAAAACAAAAAAAAAAUGAGGAAGAAAGAACGAAAAUAUAUAGAAAAAGAAAACCACCGUCAGAGAUAAAUGAUUUAAUCUUAUAUUAUUUAUAUGAAAUGUUUAAGUUAUCGUUACUAUUAUUAUUAUUAUUAUUUUUCAAUUUAUGUUAUAAUCAAUAACUAACUUUAGUUCUUAUCUGGUCACAUACAAACCAAUAACUUAAUUUUGCUUUUGUUAAUAUUAUUUUUAUUUUCUCUCAUUACAAACAACAAAAAUAAAAAACAAAAAGGUACUAUCAAUAAUGAACAAAAUAAACAAAUACAAACAACUAUCAAAUUCAAACAUUUUUUUCUGCAUUAUGAACAAAAAUAAAAUAAAACAAUGCAAAUCAUCCUAACAGACAAAUAAUAUUUAUGUUUAUAUUGUUCCUCAUGUUUAAUAUUUAAAAUCACAACAAAAAAGAAACAAAACUACCAAAAAAAAAAGGAAAUUUUUAAACAAUAAAAUGGAUUUGAUCAUAUGCAACCAACUACAAAAAUCUCGAAUCAAAAUAAUUUCAUUUUAUGUAAAUAUUUAAAACAAAAUCAAUUUUUUUUAAUUAUACAUUAAAAACUAAAUAAAUAUUUAAAAAAAAAGAAAACAUACAAUAACAACAAAAAAAGAAGAUUUAUUUAUUAUUUUAGUUUAUAUUCAUAAUUUUUAUUUUAAAAUUUAAUAAAAAUUACAAUAAUGUUUAUUAUUAUUACAGAAUCCAUAUUAUAUGAACUAAUAUUAUGUUUUCACUCCAUAUAAAAAAUAAAUAAAAUAAAAUAAAAUAAUAUAGAUAAAUGAUGAUAAUAUUAUUAAUUGUUUUGUAAUGGAAAUAAGAAUACAAAAUGAAAAAUGAAAAAAAAAAAACAGUUACAAAAACAACCACACAACUAUUAAAUAAAACAAAAAUUACGAAUGUUAAGCAACAAAAACAAAGUAACAGUUUAAAAUUUCUUAAGGCUAAGUAAGUUAAUAUGUUAAACUAAAAAAUAAAAACAUUCUCUCAUCCUAAACACAGCAAUAUAUUAUAAAUAAUUGAUACAGCGACAACAACAGCAAACAUAAAACGAGAAAAAUGUUUUAAAAUUUGAUAUCUUUACUCAUUGCUGCGCUCCUCCUCCACCAUAUACAUUAACAUACAUAACAUAGAUACAUACUACUAGUAGAUUGAAAAUAAUAAAUUAAUUUUUUUGUAAUGGGGUAAAUACAUAUAUAAAAUGAUAAAAAAUGAUAUAUUAAUAUUUAUUUAAAAAAAAAAAACAAUAAACAAAGAAUUAAAAUAAUAAAUAGAAAAAGGAAACAUAAGUCAGUCAAUUAUUAUUCUAAUAUUUAAAUUAUUAUUAUUUUUUUUUUAUUUUUACAUUAUUAUUAAUUAUUGCUUAUUUUUUUUGUUUGUUAUUAAAUAAUUUUCCUUUUGCCGCAAAGACUGCAUUAUACCAACAAGAUAAGAAGCAAAAUAAUAGAACAUUUUGUAAUACCUACAAAAAAUAUACCUACAAGCUUAAAAAAAUAAAAAAUUAAAGUUAUAAACAACACAGAAAUGUGUUUUAUAUAAAACAAGAGGAUAUAUUAGUAAAAUUACUAAAUUACUGAACAAAUUUUCUUUCUUGACCAUUAUAAAUACAAUAUUUGUUUUCUUUUGUAAUUUGCAGAAUAUAUGAACUUUAUAGAUUUUCCACAAACAAACAAAAUAACAAAAAAUCUACAGAAAUAGCAUUUUUUUUACAAAUAUAUAAAACAAAAAACAAUAUAAAACAAAAAAUAAACUAAAUGCAGAUUUAAAAACAAGAAUCAGGUUUCGUAAAACAAGAAAACAAAAACAAAAAAAAAACAUUUAUCCAUUAUUGAUUUGGUUAUUAAUUGAAUAUGACAAAACAAAAAAAUAUUCAACAUAAUAUAAAAAAGUUAAUAAAACAAUUAAGAUUAGUGCCUUGUUAUAAAGACGUCUAACAAAACAAAACAAAAAGAAAUCAAACAAACAAUUCUCCCAUAAAAACAAAAAAACCAUACGAACUUUCGUUGAAAUAAAAAUGCUCUUAAUUAUUUUACUUUUAACUAUGCAUAUAUAUUAUAUAUAUAUAAACGCAUAUAUAUAUAAAUAAAAAUAAAUAUAAAUUUAAUUUAAUAUUUUUUUGUAAAAAAAUUGUAUUGAAUCCAAAGAUUAAGAUGAAAAAAAAUGAAAAAAAAAAUGUUUAUAAACUAAAAAAAAAAAAAACGAAAAAAAAUAAGAGAACAAAACAAAAAAAUCAAAAAUGCCUUAAUAAAAAUUACACAAAAGUGUUCUAUACUAUUUAAAUACCUGAAACCACUUAUUUAUUUAUUCUUAUGUUGAUUUCGAAUAAUCAUUCAUAUUUCGAAUAUUGAUUUUGUUGUUGUUGAAGAUAGUGUGUGUGUGUGACAUUGAUUUAGGAAAACUUUUCAUAAAAAUUAGUUCUCCUUGAAAUGAAAAAUCUAUAUUCUUAACUUGGAUGCUUUUGAACCACAAAUUGAAAUUGGCUUUUUUCAUCUUUCUGACUGAUUUUUUUUUCGAUUCUCGUCUCCCUGCUUUUGUUUCUAGUUUCUAUGAUAAAACAUAACUUGAUUGGUUUUCGUCCUCAUUAAAAAACAAGUGUAGGUUCAAAAAAAAGUCUAGAGAGAUCUUAAAUACUUGCUAAAAUUUUCAAUAUGCUGACCCGUUCGUUGAUUGAAGCUUUUUUUAUUUUGUAUCAUAUCCUGAACAGAUUGAAAGAUUCUAUUCUUCCCAGAUUCUAUAUAAAAACGAUCGCUCCUUUUUCAAGCACAAAAGAAAAUGUGUAAUAACGACAAAUGAGAUUCUGUAAUGAGAGUGCAAUCGAAGUGUUCGUUUUUUGAGUUACAUGAAGCGAAUUGUUCGCACAAGCCAUUAUGUUCGGUCGUUUAAACGAGUUUCCCCCUGAAGCCUCAGACGAAUUUCCUACAAUUCAAGAUAGAAAAUUACUACUAUUUUUUAAUAGACACAACUUCAUUCUUUGAACGUACAUUUUGACCAAGGCAGCUAGUUAGUUUUUCAAGUUUCAUGAAUUUGAAAUUCAGAACUUUACUUCAUAAACCUCUACUUUUAAGUUCAUAGUACAAGAACUACCAAACACAUUAUUGUCUAAAAAACACUACUCAGACAAGCUAUACAAGUCGAUUACGACUUGUCUUUUGUAUUGUAAAGAAAUAUUACAUAUUUCUUUUUUAAAUUGACAGAAAACAUUAAAUAGAAUUGUGCAUAAAAUAAAUAUUAUUGAGUAGUAAAGCUCAGCUUUCAUUUGAAUGAAAAAAGCAAGAUCAAAUGUCAUUUUGACAUAAGUUGAAUUGACAGUAAGGGAAAUUUUUCUUGACUAACUUUCCAGAGAACUUUCCAAAAUUGAAAGGCAUGCCUAAAUUGGAAGGCAUUUUUUGGCAGCUGGCCAAUCAGAUAUUAGAAACUUGCCUUACUUUCAAGUCCCUUAUCUCGCCUGAACUGGCCCAAUGUAUUUGGAUAUUGAUGAUGUGAAUUAUACCCACAAUUUUUUAACGAAUGGAAAAUAUUUGGUUCAAGAGAAAUUGGCAACUUUCAAGAAAUAAAAAACCCAAGAAAUUGUUAAUAUCGGAAAAUAUUGUAUGGUUCUACUUACGAAGCAGGCAAUGUGAAAACAAAUUUCAAUAUCAUCUUUGACAUCAUUAUUUUUAAAUGGUACUUCUAUACACAUUUUUUUAACCAUGUUUAGAAUUCAUAUUCCAAAAGGUUUCUUGAGUGGUCACUUCAUAUUCGCUUCGCUUAGGUUAAGUU